GCAAUGCUUUGAGUUAUGCUUUGGCGGCGUUUCCAGACCGGCCGAAUCCUAAUUCCUAACGACAUUUUCUAAAGAAAUUCCAACCAAAUCUCCUAAAAGAGAAAGGAAAAUAAAAACAAAUAAGCGUAAUUGCAAGAUUCCUAAUUUUGGCGGAUCUAAUCAUAUUUGUGAAAUCACAGCAUUUGAAUUAUCCUGUUGAUAAUAUUUCUUUUUCCUGAUAUUCAAGUAUUCAAUUUCUUCUCCUUCUUCUUCAAGAUAUGCAAAGCCAGCUCGUUCGUAUCGGGUGUAGGAGCAUUCUUCUUUAUCCUAGAGGGGCAACAAAUGUUUGCUGCGCAUUAUGUAAUACAGUUUCCCAAGUCCCUUCCCCCGGGAUGGGAAUGACUCAACUCAUAUGUGGAGGGUGUCGAACAUUGCUAAUGUAUACAUGUGGAGCAACAAGUGUAAGAUGCUCUUGCUGUAACACCGUCAACCUUGCGACAGCACCAUCCAACCAGAUAGCUCACAUCAACUGCGGGAACUGCCGUACAAUACUAAUGUAUCCAUAUGGAGCUCCAUCAGUCAAAUGUGCUGUUUGUCAAUAUGUUACUAUUGUUGGCAUGGGCAACGUAAGGUUCCCACUUGCGGCAAGCAGACCAAAUGCUGCAGGGACUACACCAUCUACUUCGACAAGCCAAACAGUUGUUGUCGAGAAUCCCACGUCUGUUGAUGAGAGUGGCAAAUUGGUGAGCAAUGUGGUGGUUGGCAUAACAACCGACAAAAAAUGAUCCAGUGAUUUUUUUUUAUUUGUGGAGAAUGAAAACAAACAUGGUUAUGAUUGCACGCAAUUAGUUGUGUAUAUUAUCAUUAAAUUUUGUCCAUUAUCUAUGUCCGUGUCGCUGCUCAUGAUGAGGUAUGGAAAUGUGUGUUGUACAUUGUGUGUGAGAGAUGGAAAUGUUUCGUUUAUAUCUAUCCUUA
Messenger RNA from Hibiscus syriacus, 954 nucleotides. RefSeq names its product protein LSD1-like. The transcript has 7 exons. NCBI's taxonomy places the organism in Eukaryota, Viridiplantae, Streptophyta, Magnoliopsida, Malvales, Malvaceae. The coding region runs from base 258 to 764 and encodes 168 amino acids. The record is from RefSeq and is a predicted model, not a curated record.